Molecule: messenger RNA, 1379 nt
Organism: Cannabis sativa
Lineage: Eukaryota; Viridiplantae; Streptophyta; Magnoliopsida; Rosales; Cannabaceae
Product: plastid division protein PDV1
Exons: 2
Coding region: 214-1041 (275 amino acids)
Biological process (GO): chloroplast fission
Source: RefSeq, a predicted model, not a curated record
AUAAAAUUAUAUUAAAAAGAAAGAAAAAGAAAAUGAACAGUGACGUGUCACGUUGUCGGAGACUGGGCACACGCCAUGUAUUUUCAUUUUCUUUUCUUUUUUAUUUAUUUAUUUAUUUUGAAGGAAUUGGCAGUGAGUGGGAAAAAGAAAACAAAAGAAAGAAAGCCCUAGAAAAGAAAAGAAAAGAAAAUAACGAAAGAGAAAAUUUCUCAAAUGAAAUGGGAAAUGGAGAUUGACGAAAUCGAAGCUGUCCUGGAGAAGAUCUGGGACUUACACGAUAAGCUUAGCGACGCCAUUCACUCCAUCUCUCGAACUCACUUCCUCAACUCCAUUCAAACUCACAGAAACUCCGACACGAAGAAACCCUCUGCUGCCUCCCCCAACGACGCCCUUCCCGGUCACCGAGGUUUUGUUUUCGUCAAGGACUUUCGUUUCCACCACGAUGACGAUUCCGCUAUUCGGGAAGCCAAGAGUCUCAAUGCCAUUCGAACCGCACUCGAGAACCUCGAGGAACAGCUCGAAAUUCUCCAUACUGUACAGGCACAGCAACGAGUUGAGAGAGAUGCUGCCCUUGCACAGUUAGAGCAAAGCCGUAUUGUUCUUGCAAUGAGACUGGCUGAACACCAUGGAAAGAAGUACAAAGUUAUUGAAGAAGCUCUUGCUUUCGUGGGAGAUGUCCAAGAAGCUAAUCAAUUUGUCUCUCCCGAAAAACAUUAUGGUUCUCCAUUCAGUCCAUCCGGUGAGAAGUUGGAAAGCCAUGAAAGAAAGAGGUCUAACCUCUUGUAUAACUUCUUCAUUUCAAGUUUUAAUUUAGUGAAGAAAACCCUUAAAUUGGAGUGUUUCGGUGGUAUUUUGGGAAACACAGCGCUGGUUGCAAUUAGCAUGAUUGCAUUGCUGCAAAUGCAACAAGUAGCACACAGGGAAGACAAUCAGAAGCAUGAAGAUAUUGUCCACCGAAGGGUGAGAAAAGCAUCCCGACUCCAAGCUUCCCCGUCACACGAUAGUUUGAGCAACUUGGAUGUUCUAUUGGCUAGGGGUUAAAGUGAUUGUAGUACCUGCUUUAGUCAAAUAUAUCAUGACAAUAGCAAGACCCCAUAAAGAAGAAGAAAAAGUUUUGUACGUUGCAUUUAUAUUUUUUAACACGAGAGUUAAAAAGAGCAAUUGAUGCAUCAUUCGAGAAUGCUUAUCAAGCCUUAUAUUUUUCUUUUAUUAGUGUUUCUUUAGGUUUUCCUUAUACAGGAAAAAGAGUCUUGUUGCUUGUUUUCUUGAAGUAUACAGAUUAUUAACCUCUUUUCCUAUUGUCACUCGAAGCUUAAUCUGUAUAUAACAAGGGCUGAUUGAUCCUAUCUGUUUGUGAAUUGAUCUACAUUCCUUAUCAA